AUGUCGAAGCCCAAAAACUGGCCCGGCCACCUCCCCUACCUCAAGUGCCCGCUCCACGCCAAAGACCUGACACCGAACCAACGCCAGGCGCUGUGCGCGAAGCCGGCCUCCGUGCCCUCCAUCCCCGCUUCGUCAACCCUCACGCCCUCCCCCAACGUCAAGAUACAGUCGAUUCGUGAUGCGUCACACCCGGCCAACGGCCAGCUCGGCCUGUUUGCGGCCCAGGACCUCAAGCCGGGGGCAUUUAUACUCGCGUACCUGGGCAGAGUGCACGGCGGGGCCGAGUCAUCGGAGGAGAGCGACUAUGACCUGUGGCUGGACAAGGAGGCCGACGUUGCGGUGGAUGCUGCGGCGGAAGGGAACGAGGGCCGGUUUGUGAACGACUACAGGGGCGUGAGGGACAGGGCGAAUGCUGUUUUCGGGACGGGCUGGUGCGAGAGAUGGGGGCAGGUUUGCGUAGGCGUUUGGGUCUGCGGGAAGGACGGCGGCGGCGGCGGCAGCGGCAAGGGCAAGGGGAAGAAGGACGGGGGCAUACGGAAGGGGGAGGAGAUAUUGGUCAGCUACGGGAAGGGAUUCUGGGAGGAGAGGAAUCGCGGGGCGUAG
Molecule: messenger RNA, 603 nt
Organism: Metarhizium brunneum ARSEF 3297
Lineage: Eukaryota; Fungi; Ascomycota; Sordariomycetes; Hypocreales; Clavicipitaceae
Molecular function (GO): protein binding
Source: RefSeq, a predicted model, not a curated record